GAUCCUCGACCGUCAUCAUCCUAAUUCUGUCAGUGCUUGUGGCGUCCUACGCAUACAGGGUAACAACGCAGGCAUGUCGAGCACGCACAGCCAGACGACCUACUCAUCCUUCUAUCGACGUCGGACGUUCGGCCGAGCUCCGUCGCCACCAACGUGGGCCUGCUACGAGCAGAUACCGUAUGGCUUAGACGACUACAGCGACAGCGGAUCCGAUAUCGAUUCAUGCUCGGAGGACGAUGAGGACUAUGGUCGGCCGAUGGCUGUUCCGCACGACAGUGACACUGAGAGUGACCACCAUCGCGCUGGAGGCGAUAGAGCGCCGGACAAUGGAGAGGAUCACGUCCAUAACAUGGACAUUGACGAAGCGAACGACGCCGCUGUGCGGGAGAAGGAAGAGGGUUGCAAGAAAGAUGUGAAAGGCAAACAGCGCGCUGUGGAUCCUCCUGUGAUGGAGAGUCCGAGGAAGCAACAGCAGCAGAGAAGGAAGCACCGGGAGCCGGUAUUCAGUCUGCGACCAAUUCUGACUAUACAGAAAAGCCAAGGCUUUGUAUGGAAUCAGGAUCUGUUCGUUCCUCCGUAUAUCAAAGAUAGAUACGUUGCAUCGACCUCGCCACCUAAUUCCUUCGGAUUUGUCUCUGCGUCUGCUUCCUCCACGAACUCAUACAUCAACGAGUACGAGGUGGAGGUGGUCGAGAUACGGGUGAAGGACGGGGAAUUACAUGACAUCAUCCCUUAAUAGGAACCUAUGAUCAUUAUGUCCGUCAUAUCCAAUAUCCAAUUUCACUACCACUGGUUUGGACUGUAGCUUUCAGACACGCUCUGUAGAAGGGCUGCCCAUCUAAUUCAUGUACUGAUGCUUGUUUCAAUAAUCCUUGCAUGUUGUGAUUAUAUCCAUAGUGUCGUUUCCUCAUGUUAUAU
Messenger RNA from Gloeophyllum trabeum ATCC 11539, 918 nucleotides. RefSeq lists its product as uncharacterized. The transcript is spliced from 3 exons. The record is from RefSeq and is a predicted model, not a curated record. Bases 74 to 736 code for a protein of 220 amino acids. NCBI's taxonomy places the organism in Eukaryota, Fungi, Basidiomycota, Agaricomycetes, Gloeophyllales, Gloeophyllaceae.